CUACCUUACAUGGACCCACAGUUUCUGGGCUUCACAAGGAAUCAAGGGACCUACCCCUUAUCCCAUACUAGGGACCUUACUGACCAUGUUAAAGAAGGGAGUUUAUGAGGGAGAUAAGGCACUGUAUAUGCAGUUUAAGGAUGAGAGAGUUAUAGGAAUGUAUGAUGGCAGAAACCCCAACUUGAUAGUGAAAGAUGGAGAGCUCCUGAAAAGAGUUCUUGUCAAGGAUUUCCAAUAUUUCAUCAACAGAAGGGAAUUUAACCUUGACAUUGGGGAUGUGUUUAAAAAAAUGUUGUUAACAUUGAAAGAUGAUGAAUGGAGGCACACAAGGAGCAUCAUCAGUCCAACAUUUAGCAGUGGCAAAAUAAAACAGAUGAUGGAGCAGAUCAAUAUAUGCAUUGAUGGUUUUUUAAUGGCACUGGGUGAGAAAGCAGAUGCUAAUGAAAUGUUUCAGAUAAAAGAAAACCUGGCAGAGUGUACCAUGUCUAUGAUUGCAUCAACCGCUUUUGGAAUUAAGAUAGAUGGCAAUAGCGAAUCUGAGAAGGAACUCAGAAACACAUUUUUACAAAUGGCCAAUAAAUUCAUCAACCGAUCGUUAAAAAACCGAAUCGCAUUGAUAGUGGCCUUCAUUAUGCCAGUAUUCAAUUCCAUAAUUAAUUAUUUUGGACUGGCUAAAGUACAAAAAGGCACAGUUGAGUUUUAUGAGGAUAUUAUUAACCAGGCCCUGGCAAACAGAGAAGGUGAUACAAGUAGACGCAUAGACUUCUUACAGUUGAUGAUAAAGGCACAGUCGGAUGGAGAUGAUGCUAAAAAGUUCACCAAGGAACACAUCCUGGCAAACUCUCUUGUAUUCUUCCUGGCUGGUAAUGAGACAGUGUCUACUUCUUUGAUGUGGGUGACAUAUGAAAUGUCUCUCCAUCAGGAGGAACAAGAAAAAGUUUAUGAAGAGGUCAUGGAAGUAGCAGGAAAUGAGGAUGAAUUAACAUAUGACAUGUUGUCCCAAAUGACCUACUUAGAGAUGUUCAUAGAGGAGUCAAUGAGGAUCUUCCCAGCUGCCAUCAGACUAGAGAGGGCAGUCAAAGAAGACGUGACAAUAGAUGGCAUUAGAUUUCCAAAGGGUGCUAUUGUUACAAUACCAGUUUUAGGAUUACACCAUGAUCCCGAGAUAUGGCCAGAACC
Owenia fusiformis is the source of this 1179-nucleotide messenger RNA. The record is from the annotation of a GenBank genome assembly. Lineage: Eukaryota; Metazoa; Annelida; Polychaeta; Sabellida; Oweniidae.